CUGUUGCUCAUGGGCACUGGGGAGAGCGGGAAAAGCACAUUCAUUAAGCAGAUGCGUAUAAUUCAUGGCUCAGGCUACUCUGAAGAGGACAAGAAAGGCUUCACCAAGCUGGUGUACCAAAACAUCUUCACUGCCAUGCAGUCUAUGAUCAGAGCCAUGGAAACCCUGAAGAUUCUGUACAAGUAUGAGCAGAACAAGGCCAAUGCAGUGCUGAUCCGAGAAGUGGAUGUAGAAAAGGUCAUGACAUUUGAGCAGCCAUAUGUAAGUGCAAUUAAAACAUUGUGGAAUGACCCUGGAAUACAAGAGUGUUAUGACAGGAGAAGAGAAUAUCAGCUUUCUGACUCAGCUAAAUACUAUCUCAGCGACGUGGAUCGUAUCGCUACCCCGGGAUAUCUACCAACUCAGCAAGAUGUGCUACGGGUUAGAGUUCCUACAACUGGUAUCAUAGAGUACCCCUUUGACCUAGAGAAUAUUAUCUUCAGAAUGGUGGAUGUUGGAGGGCAGAGAUCAGAACGAAGGAAGUGGAUCCAUUGCUUUGAAAAUGUGACUUCCAUCAUGUUUUUAGUAGCACUUAGUGAAUAUGACCAAGUUCUGGUGGAAUCGGAUAAUGAGAACCGGAUGGAGGAGAGUAAAGCUCUCUUCAGAACCAUUAUAACUUACCCGUGGUUCCAAAACUCUUCUGUCAUCCUCUUUCUCAACAAGAAGGAUCUGUUGGAAGACAAGAUCCUGUAUUCCCACCUCGUUGACUAUUUCCCAGAGUUUGAUGGCCCCCAGAGGGAUGCCCAGGCAGCCCGUGAGUUCAUCCUCAAGAUGUUUGUGGAUUUAAAUCCCGACAGCGAUAAAAUCAUCUAUUCCCAUUUCACAUGUGCCACAGACACAGAAAACAUCCGAUUCGUCUUUGCAGCUGUCAAGGACACCAUCCUACAGCUCAACCUGAAGGAGUACAACCUGGUUUGACCUGCUCUGCUCUUGCCCCUUGAGAGGCUUCUUUGUGAAGAAAAGACAAAAAAAGAAAUUUUAAAUAUGACAGGAAAAAAAAAAGUUUUAAUUUUCGAUGAUGUAAUGAUUGCAAAAUUGUCUGAUCUGUGGAGUGGCAAGUGCUCAGUGUUAUCCUGGAGUCUCAUGUCUCUGUCCACAGAGUAGUUGAUUCAUAUUUUUAACAGAUUGCUUUAUUUCACAGUUAACGGGGAUAUGCCUCAUUCCUUCAGCACCUUGCUUACUUCUUAAUUUUUGCCAAGCAGCUAAGGCAGCCUCAUCUUGAUCUUUCCUUUGUUGCUUAGACACUUUUUUUUUUCCCUCCCCUUUCAUUCCCGUGGUAUAUAUAGAGAAAAACCCCAACACUUUCCAGCUGAGGUGGUGAAUUCACUGGACUGUGGGAGUGCAGAAAGCUACUGGUCCCUUUGCCUUGUGCCAUAGGGUGCCUCUGGUGUAAUUUGCUGAUCCUGCUUGCUUCCCCUCCUUCUCUCCCUUCCCUUCCCCAGGACACGCUCCAUGGUUCACUGUGAUGAAACGUUGGGGAGGAGCGAUUGCUCUCCAACUAUUGUGCAAAAAAAAGGCAAAACAAAAAGGAAAAAAAAACACACAAAAAAAAAA
Messenger RNA from Acanthisitta chloris (rifleman), 1593 nucleotides. Its product is annotated as guanine nucleotide-binding protein subunit alpha-11. Gene Ontology annotation, cellular component: heterotrimeric G-protein complex. Gene Ontology annotation, biological process: action potential; phospholipase C-activating dopamine receptor signaling pathway; adenylate cyclase-modulating G protein-coupled receptor signaling pathway. Bases 10 to 957 code for a protein of 315 amino acids. The record is from RefSeq and is a predicted model, not a curated record. NCBI's taxonomy places the organism in Eukaryota, Metazoa, Chordata, Aves, Passeriformes, Acanthisittidae. The transcript is spliced from 7 exons. Gene Ontology annotation, molecular function: G-protein beta/gamma-subunit complex binding; G protein-coupled receptor binding; GTPase activity.